GAAGAAGAAUUUUCGCGCACGUGUGUGAGUUUGUUCGCAGUUUGUUUGUUUUUCUGUCCUCGUGCUGCUGAAGAUGCCCAAGCGCUCCUGUCCGUUCAGCGAGAGCUUCUCCUCGCAGAGUAAAGUCCACGUUGGUCAGAAGGAGAUCAACAACCGCGGAGUUUUAGGACUCAAAUACAGACAAGAGAUUUAUGAAAAGACCAGAGAGCUGCUCUUCAGCGGGACUAAAGCCGUGAUGUCUCGUCUCUGGAGGACUGAUGCGGAGGAGAAGGAGGCUGAUGUGCUGGUGUCCAGUCAGACACUUCUCCGAGGACAGACACGCAUCGGUCCAGACGGACGAUUACAGAGAGCAGACGCUGCUCCAGGUGGUGCAGCGGCUCCUUCAGCGUGUUGUGUGUGUCAGAGGGUCUCGGGUUCGAGGAAGGCGUGCUCUCGGUGCGAGCGUCACGCGUGUGCAGCGUGUUUCCAACAGUGCAACAUCUGCUCUGAACGCUGCUGCUCCGUGUGCACCGUCACCGAUUACAGUGAGCGUUACGAGCGCGUCCUCUGCUGUGGAUGUUCGUCCUGAUGACCGUCACAAAGCCACACACGAGUUUUAAUGCAUUACCAAUGAAAUGUAAAUGAGAUUACGAUUUUAUAUAUGCUUGCAUGCUUUCUUGCUCUUUCCCUCUUUUUAUGUACGUACUCUUAUAAGUAUAGAAAUAAAAUCUUUGAUAGAAAUGUAA
This is a messenger RNA of Carassius gibelio (silver crucian carp), 725 nucleotides long. Its product is annotated as apoptosis regulatory protein Siva-like. Gene Ontology annotation, biological process: extrinsic apoptotic signaling pathway. The transcript has 4 exons. Lineage: Eukaryota; Metazoa; Chordata; Actinopteri; Cypriniformes; Cyprinidae. The record is from RefSeq and is a predicted model, not a curated record. The coding region runs from base 74 to 568 and encodes 164 amino acids. Gene Ontology annotation, molecular function: CD27 receptor binding.